Chanos chanos (milkfish) is the source of this 2397-nucleotide messenger RNA. Its product is annotated as kelch-like protein 33. The transcript is spliced from 6 exons. Lineage: Eukaryota; Metazoa; Chordata; Actinopteri; Gonorynchiformes; Chanidae. The coding region runs from base 1 to 2397 and encodes 798 amino acids. The record is from RefSeq and is a predicted model, not a curated record. Gene Ontology annotation, molecular function: protein binding.
AUGUCCAGAGAACAGAUGAGAGAGAAGCAAAGGGACAAGGAGAAAGUUAUGUCUGUCCGUGACAGGAUGGCACAGUUCCAGUCAAGUGCAUCUAAAUCCGCUAACCCUGGAGAAAAAAGAAAAGUUGGGAGACGCUCAAGCAACGAUGCCACACCAACACUUAGCAACAAAAAAGAGGGCAGAACAUUUGGCUCUGUUGCGUCUGCCUCUCAACCUCCUCCGUCCAAAGCCAUCACCCCUCCUGUUGUCCCCUCUCGAGAUUCUAAACUCCACACCUAUGAGGUGCCCUCUUACUGUGACUCACUAUUCACAGAGCUGUGUAGGCUACGGAGAGACGGCUUACUGGUGGACUGCAACCUUCACCUCCCGGACAACUCCUACAAAGUCCACCGAUUGGUCCUCACUGCUGUCAGUCAAACGGCAGAGGUCUGGCUGCGUUCAGGGCAAAGAGGUCUUAACGAGGUGAAUCUAAGCGAGCUUGAAGGAGGCGACCUCGUGACCCCAUCUGGCCUACAAGCCCUCCUUGAUUUUGCUUACUAUGGAGAAAUGGGCCUGGCCUAUGCCAGUGGCAAUGGAUUGGAAGAGGUGCUGCAGGUCUGCAGGUGUUUAGGGGCAGAGCGACUAGCCCAGGUUUGCCGGACUGGGACCCCAGCACACGCAGACAGAGAGAAGGAGAAGAGUCUGCAGAUGUUUAGGAAUCUGUGGGAGAGGCAUGUCGGCUGUGAUGUUACCUUACAGGCGGAGAGUGGAGAACUUUUCCCUGCCCAUCGUGUGGUGCUGGCUGCGGGUGGGGACUACUUUCGGGCACUGCUCUGUGGAGGGUUACGGGAGAGUGGUGAGGAGGUGGUGUGUCUGCGUGGUGUGGCUGCCUGGGUGCUUCAGGACCUGCUGAGAUUCGUCUACUCUGGCCGGCUGCGGCUGGGCUGGAGCAACGUGUGGGACCUCGCUGAGGCAGCUGUUCAGUUCCAGCUGCAGGGGGCGCUCUCGCUUUGCCUCAGCUUCCUGCAGGAGGACAUGGACUGCGAGACUUGCCUAGACACACUGGCUCUGGCUGAGGCAUAUGGGCUGGAUGAAUUAGGUCGGGCUGCAGAAGACUACACCUUGGCCCACUUCCAGAGUGUGUCAGAGGGAGAGAAGUUCAGAGAUCUCCCCUGUCCUCUCUUACAACGCCUGCUGGAGAGAGACUCUCUAUGCACUGACAGCGAGUUAAAAGUGUUUAAUGCCGUGAUAUGUUGGGUAGAGGAAGAUCAGGGACAGAGGCUACCCUACUUGCCUAGGUUAUUGCAAAAGGUGCGCUUCCCUCUCAUGUCGCCUGCGGAGCUUAAGGAGGUAAAAGACUGCAAUCUGCUGACCAGAAGCAGGGAGCUGAGAACAGUCCUGGAGACAGUCAACAACCUCCUGCAAGGAGAACAAAGACAAGUAGAGUGCAAACCUCGCAGUGCAAACCAGGUGCUUGUUCUCGUGGGAGGGGACAGUGUGGACGAAGAUUUUGCUCGGCGAGAACCCAAUCAAUGCCUGUGGUUCGCCAAGCGUUUCCUCAGAGGCCCGGGCCUGAUCAGAACCGUGGAGUGGAAACCGCUGGCUCAGCUCCCGGAACCGCCACGGUUUCGACACUGUGUCUGUGUCCUCAAUAAUAAACUUUACAUCCUGGGUGGGCGAAAGUACUACGGAGCCCUGGACAUCCUCAAGUCUACUUUGAGGUUUGAUCCAGUACAGUGUGUGUGGGAGUGCUUGCCUGACAUGACCUGUCCCAGGGAUUACUUUGCUGCCGUGUGUGUGCGUGGAAAAGUGUUUGUCCUGGGAGGUAACCUUGACGACAGGACCUGCCUGGACUCUGUGGAGUACUACACACCUGAGGACAACACCUGGAGGCUGGCUCAACCAUUGGACACACCCCUCUGUGGCCAUGCAGCUGCAGUAAUGGACGGCAAGAUCUUUGUGUCGGGCGGCUGCGACUCUCGCCUACGCUGCUUAUCCUCUUUAUGGCUUUAUGACCCUUCCACAGGCUGUUCCAAACUUGCUCCCAUGGCAACGGGAGCGGGGCGGGCGGGGCACGUCAUGUUAGUGUUGGGUGGCAGACUGGUUGUGGCUGGGGGGCUGCAGCCACUUUGGGUGGGGUUUGGGGACCAGCUUCAGUGUGAGGCUUACGAUCCUGAUCAGAACUCCUGGACACUCCUGUCCUUACUGCCCCGCCCCCACCUAUCACCUGCUGCCACUUCGCUUGACGGACAGCUGUAUGUUCUGGGUGGGUCUUCUGCUGACACGGCCUGUGACACGCCCUGGGUGCACCGUUAUGACCCCCGACAGGGCUGUUGGGACAAACUGGGUGCGAUGCCACGCCCAUAUGCCGAUCUCGCCGCAUGCACCCUGCAGUUACCCAUAAGCCUCAGGGGCUAG